UUAAUUUAACCAUUAAUUAAUUUUAUGGAGAAAACAAUAAACACGCAGUGAGACUGAGAGGGACACCGACCUUUUUGGCAUUGCAUUGGUUGAUUAUUGAAUUUGAUUUGAUCAUAUGAACUUGGCAAAUGUUCCAAGCAAGAACAACUACCAACUAGAAAAUUUGGUCUUUGCUCUCAGUGACGUGUAUGCCAUUCUCACUCAAUUCCUUCCUUCCUUUUUCUUCUUUCUUCUCUUCAACUUUCAAACACAAACUUUCUAAAUCAAAAAUCAUAAGUUCCUUUUCAUAUUCUUUGCCACAAUCUCUUACCGUAGUUAAUUCUAACUAACUCUCAACUCAACCAUGCAAGUUUCUUCUUCAUCGAUUAACCCAUGGUUCGGUACUUUCACUUCCAACCGCUUCCGACGCAACUCAUCGGAACCCUGCUCCACCACCACCACCACCUCCGCCGCCACCACAUACUCACGUUCUGUUCAUAAUAACAAUUCUCUCUCAUUUCUCACAUCUCAAACAAACACUUCCUAUUCUUUCACCUCACUUUCAACACGAAAAACCAAAACAACAAGAACAACUAAAGUUUUCACCGUAAAUGCUUUAUUCGAACGAUUCACAGAAAGAUCAAUAAAAACAAUAGUAUAUGCAACAAAAGAAGCUAAAUCAUUCAAAAGUGAUUUUGUUUAUGCACAGCAUAUCAUGCUUGGUCUUAUAGCUGAAGCUGAUGAAACAAAUCGUUCUCAGAAUGGUUUUCUUGAUUCUCCUGUAGUUACUCUUCAGAAAGCUCGUGAUGCUGUUCGUCAUUUGAAUGAUUCAACUGAUUAUGUUGAUGAUGAUGGUCUUUAUGUUUAUGAAGAUAGACCUGUUCCGUUUUCUUUUGGUGCCAAGCGUGUGUUUGAAGCUGCUGCUGAGUAUUCGAAAUCGUUGGGGCAUAAUUUUGUUGAUCCUGAACAUAUUUUUGUUGCUAUAAUUAAAGUUGAUGAUGGAAGUUCUGCUCGAAUUCUUUAUAGACUCGGGACAAACCCAGAUCAGUUGGCAGCUGUGGCGUAUUCCAGAAUACAAAAAGAGCUUGCCAGAGAUGGUAGAGAGCUGGGUUAUCAGUCCAAUGGGAUGCACAACAAAUCUAUUUCAAAAAAGCCCGAUGCAGGAUCUGCCACCAAAACAAAAGAGAAGACUGCUCUAUCACAAUUCUGCGUAGAUCUCACUGCCCGCGCAAGUUUAGGACUAAUUGAUCCAGUUAUUGGCCGAGAAGUUGAAGUUCAGAGAAUUAUUCAAAUACUAUGCCGAAAGUCAAAAAGUAAUCCCAUUCUUCUGGGUGAAGCUGGAGUUGGAAAAACAGCUAUUGCAGAGGGACUGGCAAAUCGUAUUUCUCAGGCAGAUGUUGCUCCCUUUCUAUUGACAAAACGUGUUAUGUCCUUGGAUGUAGCAUCAUUAAUGGCCGGGGCAAAAGAGAGAGGAGAGCUAGAGGAUCGUGUUACAAAAUUAAUAAAAGAAAUAAUAAAGUCAGGUGAUGUCAUUCUUUUCAUUGACGAAGUUCAUACACUUGUUCAAUCAGGGACAACUGGGAAGGGAAAUAAGGGUUCUGGCUUUGAUAUUGCUAAUUUGCUUAAACCUGCACUUGGAAGGGGUCAGUUUCAGUGUAUUGCAUCUACCACAACAGAUGAAUACAGGCUUCAUUUUGAAAAGGAUAAGGCUUUGGCACGACGGUUUCAACCUGUUUGGAUUGAUGAACCGAGUGAGGAUGAUGCAAUCGAGAUACUUAUGGGUAUACGUGAGAAGUAUGAGGCACACCACAAAUGCAGAUAUACAGAAGAUGCCAUAAAGGCUGCGGUUCAUUUGUCUGCAAGAUACAUAGUUGAUAGGUAUCUACCUGAUAAAGCUAUUGACCUCAUAGAUGAAGCAGGAAGUAAAGCUUCUAUUGAAGCCUUUAAGAUGAAAAAAGAACAAAACAAUUACAUACUUUCAAAAAACCCGGAAGAUUAUUGGGGAGAAAUUAGAACUGUUCAGUCCACGCUUAAUAUGGUUCAGGAGAGCAAGCUUAAAUAUUAUGGCGCAUCUGGCAUUGAGGAUACCGGUGAACUCAUACUAGACUCAUAUUUAACUUCUGCAGCAUUUGAUAAUGAACGUAUAGAAGUUCGGCCUGAUCAUAUAGCAGAAGUUGCUUCCCUCUGGUCAGGAAUUCCAGUUAAGCAGCUCACUGCUGAUGAAAGAAGUCUUCUGUUAGAUCUUGAUAAUAAACUUCGGGAACGUGUGAUUGGACAAGAGGAGGCUGUUUCUGCCAUUUCUAGAUCUGUGAAGAGAUCCCGUGUUGGCCUUAAGGAUCCCAGUAGACCAAUAGCAACUUUGCUAUUCUGUGGCCCAACUGGCGUUGGGAAAACAGAACUUGCAAAAUCUUUGGCAGCAUGCUAUUUUGGAUCGGAGACGGACAUGAUACGGUUAGACAUGAGUGAAUAUAUGGAACGCCAUUCAGUGAGCAAGUUGAUAGGAUCUCCCCCAGGAUAUGUUGGUUAUGGAGAAGGGGGCAUUCUAACCGAAGCUAUUAGAAGAAAACCAUUUACAGUGUUAUUGUUGGAUGAAAUAGAGAAAGCCCAUCCAGAUGUAUUCAACAUUCUUCUUCAGUUAUUGGAAGAUGGCCAUCUUACUGAUUCUCAGGGUCGAAGAGUUUCAUUUAAAAAUGCAUUGGUGGUGAUGACUUCAAAUGUGGGGUCUAGUGCCAUUGCUAAGGGUCGACACAACUCCAUAGGUUUCUUCUUUUCAGAUGACAAACCAACAUCAUACAAUGGAUUGAAAUCAAUGGUAAUCGAAGAAUUGAGGACAUAUUUUCGUCCAGAACUGCUCAACAGGAUAGAUGAAGUGGUGGUCUUUCAUCCCCUUGAAAAGCCACAGUUGCUCCAAAUAUUGGAAUUGCUGCUACAAGACUUGAAGAAAAGGGCUUUGCCCCAAGGAAUUGAUUUAGAGGUGUCUGAAUCAGUCAAGGACCUUGUCUGCACGGAAGGCUAUGACACUGCAUAUGGUGCUAGGCCUCUCAGGAGGGCCAUUGUAAAUAUAAUUGAAAACCCAUUGACUGAAGCAUUGCUUGCUGAAAAGUUCAAGAAAGGUGACACCGCCUUCAUUGAUUUGGAUGCCAAUGGUAAUACCCUCGUUAUAAAUCAGCUUGAUCAGAAAGUUAAUUUAUCCGACAUAAGUCAUCUCUGAGCAAUGAACCAUUGUACAGAAGUAGCCUUGGUAGGUGUAUAUAUAUAUAUACAAAUAUAGUCAGUCAUAUACUGAAAAAUGAAAGUUGUUUUGGCUCCUCUUUGUCGUGAUGAGCUUGACAACACGUGAGAUGUCAAAAUGUAACAACACGUUAUUUUAUAGCGUUGUAAAAUGUAUUCAAAUUCAAUUCAUUAAUGAAAGUAUAUAUUACAUCAAA
Trifolium pratense (red clover) is the source of this 3407-nucleotide messenger RNA. Its product is annotated as chaperone protein ClpD, chloroplastic. Lineage: Eukaryota; Viridiplantae; Streptophyta; Magnoliopsida; Fabales; Fabaceae. The transcript has 12 exons. Bases 344 to 3190 code for a protein of 948 amino acids. Gene Ontology annotation, molecular function: ATP hydrolysis activity; ATP binding. Gene Ontology annotation, cellular component: cytoplasm. The record is from RefSeq and is a predicted model, not a curated record. Gene Ontology annotation, biological process: cellular response to heat.